GCUACAGAGAGCAGGAAACUGAGGAUUAAAUAUGAAAGACUCCAAAAGUUUUGUUUUGUUUUGUUUUGUUUAUGGCUGUUUGGGACAUGUCGAGAAUGAUUGUGAAAUUGCUCAUUGCAUUAAAGAUGCAGGUGGUAAGAUUAUCAGACGCUUUGGUCCUUGGUUAAAAGUUGAAUUAGAGAACUCAUGGUGCACAGAUGAUUUUGAUGUUUUGGAAGAAGCCUUGUCUACAAAUACCCAUAUUUUGAUGGGGGAUAAGGGCGUAGAUGAUACAAAGCAUUCUGAGAAUGAUGAAAUCCAAUCACUUAAUAAUAUGCCCAUUUGUGGAAGACAAGUUAAGGGCGGUAACAAUGAGAAUGGCACAAAUGACAUGGCUUUUGGAGUAAGGAUAAACCAGUCUCAUGUUGUUUUGCCUCCAAUUGCUGAGGUACAAUUGGUGGACGUUCCUUUGUCCCAACAGUUUAGGGACAUGAGUAACCAUAGAAGGAAAGGGAAAAAUACAAAAGCAAAUAACGGUAGUUGGAAAAGGCUAGAUCGUGCUGGGGUAUCCAAGUUGCACUUAGAGGAACGCAGUCAAAAUAAGCGGAGGAGUUGUCUAAUGCCUAUGAAGGAAGAGAGAGCCCUUAAAGUGCUUGUAAACAAUACAGGGGUGGCUUUAGCCCAAUUGGCUAAAAGCCAUGACCCUCCUGUUGGUUAAAGCAUGCAUUAGAAAGGGACGACAUCUAGCAGGUUAGGGACUAUUGAUGUCAAGAUUCCCUGCUCUCCCCAUGAAGCUGGCUAAAUAGGUGAGGAUAUCCAAUAGUUUCUGAUACUCAUAGCGACUUUCCUUUUUACUUUAGUAGCCCCAUUUUUGCCUAUACAACGAUUGUAGAUGCAAUUUUUAGUUACAAAUUGCCCUUUUUACUUAAUUGUCUAUACUCGUCAUGGAUAUAGUUUAAAUCUAUUACUAAUACUGUAAGUUAUGAUUCUGUUUUAACUAGGCUGCAUGCCUGCGAUAGGGAUUCAUUUGUAAUCUCCUUUUAUUUUAAUAUAAAUCUUUAUUUUCU
Rubroshorea leprosula is the source of this 1046-nucleotide messenger RNA. The record is from the annotation of a GenBank genome assembly. NCBI's taxonomy places the organism in Eukaryota, Viridiplantae, Streptophyta, Magnoliopsida, Malvales, Dipterocarpaceae.